Molecule: messenger RNA, 4047 nt
Organism: Microplitis demolitor
Lineage: Eukaryota; Metazoa; Arthropoda; Insecta; Hymenoptera; Braconidae
Gene: PIG-O
Product: GPI ethanolamine phosphate transferase 3
Exons: 3
Coding region: 207-3017 (936 amino acids)
Biological process (GO): GPI anchor biosynthetic process
Cellular component (GO): endoplasmic reticulum membrane
Molecular function (GO): mannose-ethanolamine phosphotransferase activity
Source: RefSeq, a predicted model, not a curated record
UCCGUCACUUUUCACUUGCCAUGACAGUAAUUUAUACAUUAAUUUAUUCAACCUAACCAGAAAAAUGUAAAAAUAAUAACAACACAAAACUGAAAAAAGUAGAAGAAAAAACUUAAAUUCACAAAAUAAAUAUACAAUUCUAUAAAGCGGUAAAGAAUUGAAACUAAUAAGAAAAUUAUUGACAUAAAACAACGUUCAACUUAACGAUGGGUAAAUUUUCAUAUUUCAUAUUUAUAUUGUGGAUAUCAUGUUUGAUGGUAUCCGCUUUAAUUUUAUUUCUUAAUGGAUUUUUUUUAACUCGAAUAUCACAAAUGGAGCGUAGCAACUGUACAUCUUCUAACAAUCUAGAAAUUAGUGACAUCAAAAAGUUAUUGCAAAAUCCUGAGAUAGCCGGUGAAAUUUGUUGGGAAUCUCGUAAAAGAGUUGUGUUGCUUGUUGUAGACGCGUUGAAAUAUGAAUUUUUAGAUUGGCAAAACGACAUAACUAAUUCUUAUUAUCAAAAUAAAAUUCCUAUUGUUCACGAUAUGUUGAAUAAAUUUCCAAAUCAUUCGAGACUUUAUAAAAGUAUUGCUGAUCCACCAACUACGACAAUGCAACGUAUCAAAGCUAUAACAACAGGUACUCUACCAACAUUCAUCGACGUAAGUUCAAAUUUCGCCUCUGAUAAAGUCGAUGAGGAUAAUUUAAUCGAUCAAGUCACUCAGAAAGGCGUUAUAUUAAUGGGUGAUGAUACUUGGAUUAAUUUAUUCCCAGGUAAAUAUUUACGGCAGUUUCCUGCGCAUUCAUUUAAUACUCGUGACUUGGAUACAGUAGACAGAGAAGUUCGGAAUCGAAUAUUUUUUGAGUUACAGAAAAAAGAUUGGUCAUUACUAAUUGCUCAUAACUUAGGAGUUGAUCAUUGUGGCCAUAAACAUGGCCCAAAUCACCCUGAAAUGACAAGAAAGUUGAAUGAAAUUAAUGUACUCAUCAAAGAAAUUAUUAAUGCUCUUGAUGAUCAGACUGUCUUGUUUGUAAUUGGAGAUCAUGGUAUGACAAAUUCUGGAGACCAUGGUGGAGAUAGUGACGAUGAGAUUGAAACGGCGAUGUUCAUUUAUUCAAAAUCUCCUUUACAAGAUGCCAAUGAUGAACACGAACCGAGAGUUUUGAAUCAAAUUGAUAUUGUACCAACACUAGCAUCAAUCCUUGGUAUUCCUAUACCUUUUUCGAACAUUGGAUCAGUCAUAUUGGAUGCUUUACCAAGUCUAUCGAAGACAUCAGAUAUGUGGUAUUGUGUUCAUGCACUUUGGAAAAAUGUUUAUCAAACAAAAAAAUACAUUGACACUUAUUCGGCAGGUUCAUAUUUAUUUUCGGACGAAAAACUUCAAGAACUAGAGCAAAUGUACCGGGGUUUACUUCAACAAGUACCAAAAAUUAAUGAUCAAAAAACUCUUAAAAAUUUCGUCAAACAUGCUAAUGAAUAUUUGAAAAUUCUUCGUGCUUCAUGUACAGAAAUUUGGGUUCAAUUCGAUUCGGGUUUGAUGUUCAAAGGCUUGUUCUUAAUGUUCUGCACUUUAUUUUUUACUUACAUACUCAUUAAUCAAUUACCAGAAAUUAGUAUGAUAAAAAUAUUUGAUCUACUUUUUUUUCGAGUCAUAAUAUUUAUCUGCAUUGCUCUGAGUAUUGUCUAUAUAUUUUAUGUAAUGCAGAUAAUCGUUAAUUUUAGUAAUACAUUUUCUUUCAUUAGUGGAGUAAUUCUUUUAUUUUUUCUAGUUAUUCUGGUUAUUAAAAAUCGGUACAUAAUAAUGACAACUUGGUAUAAUAAUUUCCAGAGUAAAAAAUUAAACUACAUUGUUCAAAUAACUUUAUUUUUAGUAAUCGUCGGACUAUUUUCAAACAGUUAUAUUAUUGAAGAAAACAAAAUACUCUCUUUUCUCUUGAUAACACAAGUUUGGUUAUUAAUUUAUUAUAAUAUUAAACAAUAUAAUACAAAUAAUAAUCAUGACAAAAGAAAUCGGAAAUCUUUUAACAAUAUUUCUAGAAUUUCCAACAAGCAUAGAACAUUAUUAAUAGUUUGUGGGAUAAUAAUUUGUGUCGCAGUAAGAUUAUCUAGUUACUAUUGGAGAUGUCGAGAAGAACAGAACCGCGAAUUAUGUGGAUCUCAUAUUUUGGGUAAAACUGGUUCAAUAACAUCAGAUAGCUUGGAAAGAAUACUGCUAACAAUGUCUUUGGUGAGUUUGGCGUUAUACAUCACAACUGUGAGGAUUUGGUUGAGAAAUUGUGGAAAUUUAUCAGGUUUUUCGCUUAACAUAACAGUUGCACGCUACUGUCCAGUCCUAACAGUUGUAUGUAUUGGUAGCUAUUGGGUAUUAUCAAGAUUAUCUACAAGUCAACAAAUAAAAUUCACUCUAGAAUACCAGAUGAAUGCAAUACCAGGAAUAGCUUAUUUUUUCAUUAUCAUUUCUAUUUUUAUUUUGUUUUUUCGACCACUUGGAAUAUUUUUUUUAAAACAAAAUCACCAAUCCUUUGCUGUUUAUGAGGAUGAAAAUGUUGUACCAAAACUAUUUGAUAUAGUGAAAAGUCUUCUUAACACAAAUAAAAACGAGAAUAGUAACAAUACCCCAAUUAUUUAUGGUCUUGGUACUGUUUACAGUGCAGCUUUUAUUUCUUUAAGUGUUUUUGUCACACUUCUUGAUGCUUUGCUUCUUGGCUGUUUUCAAGCUCCGAGUAUUUUUUUAAUGUGUAUUACAUGCAUAGCAUUGCUGAUCAUUAUUUCAAUGGAGCGGUAUCAUAAUGCUAAUAAUUUAAAGGAACUUCUUCAAAUACCAAACUCAGCAGUUUUCUGUUGGUUUUUGAUUGCUGAAUAUUUUUUUUAUGGUACUGGACAUCAACCGACUUUUUCAACUAUUCAAUGGGAUGCUGCGUUAGUAGGAACCAAUGGCCAAUUUUAUAAAAAUAUCCUGCCAACAAUUUUAAUUGUGUUGCUGCAAGAUAUUCAGAUCCAUUUUUGGGUAAUCCUAAGUCUCACACAAGAUCAUUGAGUUCUUCUCGGCUAAAUAUUUCAGGAUCAUUUGUUUUAUCGUCUGGCAAGUACUCUUCAUCCUCGGAACUUUCUUCUUCGAAGGCCUCGUCAAGUUGCAUUUCUUCUUCUUCUACAUCCAUCUCUUCAGCAGUUACAAUUUUAUCCACGGCCAUGGUUUUCUUUGGCUUAACAGCUGAUGAAAGAUUGGCGUAUUGUAUUUGUAGUGUUCCUAGUAUUCGAGGAAAAACCGGUAAUAUCAGUCAUACAAAAGUAACAAUUGUCUGGAUUUGUUGGUAAAGACCAUAUCAUUGGUAUUAUGAUCGGGUUAUCAUAAUGUUACAUCGACCACAAACAGUAUGUGGAACCUAUGCCGAAUCCCAAUUAGUAAUUUGGAUACCAAAACAUUCUUCAUAAAUUUCUUUUAAUUUACCCGAAAACUGUGAUAUUUUGCCAAUUGAUAUUCCCCACAAACGUAACAAAAAAAGUCAGGAGAUUUAUUACAUAGAUGAGAGUUACUUGUAACAGUAUACUCUCCAAAAGCCAAGUUAUCCACUAAUGAAGAGCUGCAGUCGCUUGAUGUUGACGCCCGCGAGCCUAAUUUCUCACACUAACCAGGCGCCGAUACUGGAUUUCCGGAUCUCUGCAUCGUAGAAUACUUAUCACUUGUACCUGCCAUGACGCCACACAUACCGUUAACCCAGGGACUCUCCCAGAUGGUUCUGUUAGCCACUGCCACCACGGGGAGGUGCCCUGGUUACAGGCCAAGCUAUCAAGUCUCCUUCAGGAGACUGAAAAUCUUGAAGACUACAGUGAAGUACAAGAGGAAGUAUUUCAUCAAGGCAUUAGUGAAAUGGAGACUAGGUAUCAAGGAAAUUAAAAUGUCAAGAUGAUGGCAAAUUUUUGCUAGACGCUCAAAAGAGAAAUACCAAGAAAAAAGAGAAAACGAAAAAUAUUUUUUUUAAAAACUUAUCUAAAAAUUUCUAAUUUUUAUUUUUAUAUACUAUAUAAUUUAUUUUUUUAAGCUUUACUAAAUUAUAAAAUUUUCCAUG